UUUGUGGUGAAGGAAGUGUCAAACAACCACUUACUGAAACCAUUUCAUAAACAAUAAUUAAAAAUUACUCAUACUCAUAUUUCAUUUCCUGAAAAAUGACCUGCAAAUGAGAGGUGUUUAUCGAAUAAGGUGAAUUAACUAGUUCGUAGUAAUCAUAUAUCCUGUUUGCUGGUUCCUGAGCGCAAGCACUUUCACGCACCAUAAGGUAUUUUUCAAGGAAGACCUAUACUUAUGUGAGUAUUAAUUUGUUUCACAUCAAACUGCAAGAGCCUUUCUUGCAUUGUGUCCAAUUUUUUGCAUGCCGCUUUUGACAGUUUUCAAAAAGACAUGCGUUCAAUAAAUUUGUCAUUGACCAAACGGAACAUAUUGCGGCGUCGCCAAAAAACGGCACCUCAGUCGGCGCAUGGCGUCAAUAUUUAUUUAAAUCGCUUAAUUAUUAACGGGAGACAAAGUAGAGCGACUAAAGCCACUAAAUUUUUUCACGAGUCUCAUCCAGUUGUUCUAAAAUCGCCGAGUAUUGGGCGUUUUGAAAAAAAAAUAGGGAAUUCCGUCGUGCGCCGUUUCUUCAUAUAUUGAUUUUGGGUAGGACGUGUGCCCAGUGGCCACAAGAAAUUUGUAAACUGGUGAAUCAGUCAUUCUUGCCGAUUGUCGAUGUGAUAAAAAUCUUGGAUUAGAAAUUUUUCAAGGGGUGCUCUAAUGUAUUGUGAAUUUCAAAGCUUUUUGCACAAUUUGAAAACAGCUCUAUGACAAACUAGUAUUUCUUGAGUAUUGAUUUGUAUAAUUUAUAUAUUAGCCCAAGAAUAAAAUUGUUUUGUUGCAUACUGAAAGUGAAGCUUGACUAUACAUAUUUCCAGGUCUGGACUAUUACUACUAUAAGAGGUUUCCAGACGUAUUAUGGAAGUUUACUUUCUAAACUCUAAAUAGAAAUGACCAGUUUGACUUUGGCGUUAGAUAAUAUUGAUGUUGGUGAUAACACUGAACAAAUUAGCAAACUGUUUCCAAAGUGUAGACCAAGAAGUGAUAUUAAUUUGAAUCCUAUUGUUGCCUCGGGAAGGGAACAUGCAUGUAUUGAUAACACAACAAAUACUGUCAUGAAUCUAGACAGUGAAACUGAUAGAUGGCUAGCUGAUAGUUCCUGUAAUAUAAGUAGAGACAGUAUUACCCAGUUGCAUUCAGCAGACGAGGAUGAUAUUGUUGAGCAACAUAAACAUACUGGAAGCACAUACAAGUUGUGCGACUCUAGGAUCAUAGAAAUAGCAGGGGGAAGAGAAAUAUACUCGCAGAGUCGCAGCAAAGCGUUGAGGAAAUCUCGAAGUUUGCUGAGCACCAACGAAGAUGGAGAGAAGAAACCGCAAAAGUCUCCGAUGAGACAGGGGGUUUGGGAGUUGCGAACUCACGGUGACACCAAAAAGUUGCGCAACUCCAGGGAUUAUACGGAAACGACAUUUUCGUCGGAAGUGUGCUCUGUGGUGCAUGAGCAAAAUGAGGAGUCAGACGUAGGGAAGACUAGUCCUGUCAGUAUGACCUUUCCGGGAGAGGAGGUGGUGGUGUUCGACGACAUAGGCGAGACCUGGAACCUAGUGGAGCCAAAACCUGCUGAAUCCGACCGCACUGCCAAUGCUAAGUUCAACUCGAAUGAGUCGAAGGGUGAUAAGGUGACCAAGGUGAUAGGGAACCUCCCUAUCGCCGUGUAUGAGGGUUCCCCAAGACGUUAUGGACAGAGGCAUACGGAGAACAACUGCUCACAUCCUCAACUACCCAGCGCUCAAAGUUUGCUUUCAUCGCCUAGCGUUUAUCCACCAAGGCCCGGGUUUCCACAGAGGGUUGUCAAUAGUCCGGAUUCUGUCGACGCAAACUCCGAAAGCAACAUAGAAAAUAAUGUAAACUGUCCUCUAACUCCAAAUCCGACGACAACCUCGUCAACGUUCGACUAUCUGUACGAAUUCUCCGAAACUCGGAAGGUUCUAGAAGAGUUCUUCAAAUGUCCUCCACCAGAAGAAGAUAACCGAUUGGACGAGGAGUUCCAGGACCUUGAGUACGAACUCCGACGACAAACAAGUGAUUCUGGAAACUCGUACGUAGGACAGCGUCUGGCUAAGAAUCUCCCAGAGGAAAAUGAAUUCUGUACCAGAAUUGAUUCUCCCAAGAAGUGCUUUAAUAUACCUACAAUACAGGAUCAAGAAAUAGAACACGAAAAUAAUUUUUUAGAUCUGUCAAUAGGUACAGGUUCUAGUGGUGAUUUAGGUGAAACGGAAGUAGGUCUGCAAGUAGGACAUAGUAGAAAUUUUACGUUAUCCCCUGAAACAACAGACUGUGACUCUAAUUGUGGAGACUUAGAUAGUGAAGUAUCAUUAAUGUUAAUGGAAAAUACAAUGGGUCCAUCUGCCGGACUUUUAGGAUCAAAUACAGACCUGAUGGGUCCGGCAGAUUCUCUGCGACUAUAUUCUAGUAUGCCAAUACUAGAAGAUGGUCUAUCUUCGGGCCAUGCUAGUGACACGGACAACAACAAUCCAACAGUGAUGCUAAUGAAAAGGCAAAUCACUGAAAUUGAAAGGGAAAUCAAUCAGGGAAUAUGCAAGUCUAGCCAAUCGAAAAGCAGCGGUAGCUGUUUAUCACCAAAGACCGAAGUCUGUGGAACUUCCUCGCUAGAUUUAAACGGCUGUAUCAGUAGUUUUGAAGAACCUAUGACAAUAUCGCAAAUCGAAUUGCUCGAAAAAACACCGCCACCUCCCGCUCCAGCACCCCACCGUUUGAUUCCUGGCGAGAAACCGAACAACGUAGAAGCAGCGAUCAAAGAUAUUCGAUUAACGUUGCAAAGAACAAAAACCCUUCCUUUGCAAAGGCAUCCAGAAGAAGAUUGUGAUGAAAAUGCUACUAGUCCUAUUUGGGUACCAAGUCAUUUCAGGCAAAGGGGAAUAUCCACGACCAGUGCAGAAUCUGAAAGGAAAGCUACGAAUAGUGGGAAUGAAGAAGAAGAAAACGAUACCGAUUUAGAAACAGACCGCUUACUGGGACAACAAAGAACUGAUGACCAAGGAUUCUACGAUGAUAAGGGCUGGAGAAAACCCAAAACUCGGACCAUAUUGCCGCAGAUUAGCCUGACCACCUCAAAAACCGUUCAUAACAGUAUGGACGAAGACACCCUUCCCUUAGUUGCCCCUGAGACCCAAAAUUCUGAACCCCAAUCCCCUACUGCUGUCUCUGAGAAAAGUCAGUCGCCCCUGAGUCAGAAAGGAUCAGUGUCAUCAAAUAAGCAGAAAAAGGAAAAGGACAGUAAAAAGAAAGGCCGAAAUAAAGAAGAGGGAGUGUUAUUUCGUGCGAGAUAUUUGGGAUCUACUCAGCUUGUAUGUGAAGGACAACCUACCAAAACGACGAGAAUGAUGCAAGCUGAAGAAGCUGUUUCCAGAAUCAAGGCACCUGACGGUGAAACCCAACCCAGCACAGAGGUAGAUUUGUUCAUUUCAACCGAAAAAAUCAUGGUGCUUAACACAGAUCUGAAAGAAAUCAUGAUGGACCAUGCUUUACGAACGAUUUCCUACAUCGCUGAUAUCGGUGAUCUAGUAGUCUUGAUGGCAAGGCGAAGAUUCGUUCCCCACGAAAUGGAAGAUGCGCCUAAGAUCAACAGGACACCUAAAAUGAUUUGCCACGUAUUUGAAAGUGAGGAGGCUCAGUUCAUAGCCCAAAGUAUCGGCCAGGCAUUUCAAGUCGCCUACAUGGAAUUCCUCAAAGCUAACGGUAUAGAAGACCAUAGUUUUGUUAAGGAAAUGGAUUACCAAGAGGUUCUCAAUUCCCAAGAGAUAUUCGGGGACGAGUUACAAAUGUUUGCGAAAAAGGAGAUGCAAAAAGAGGUAGUAGUUCCAAAGGCCAAAGGCGAAAUCCUAGGCGUAGUGAUAGUAGAAUCAGGUUGGGGCUCUAUGUUACCGACAGUCGUGAUAGCCAAUUUGGCACCAAGUGGAGCAGCUGCUAGAUGUGGCCAACUGAACAUAGGCGACCAAAUAAUUGCUAUAAACGGUGUUAGUCUUGUAGGACUGCCAUUGUCCACUUGUCAGACGUACAUCAAGAACUCCAAGAAUCAAACUGUGGUCAAAUUGACCGUGGUACCGUGUGCUCCGGUAGUCGAGGUCAAAAUCAAGAGGCCCGACACCAAAUAUCAGCUUGGGUUCAGUGUACAAAAUGGAGUGAUUUGUAGUUUAUUAAGAGGAGGUAUUGCAGAGAGAGGUGGUGUUAGAGUGGGACACAGAAUCAUAGAAAUAAAUAACCAAAGUGUAGUUGCAGUUCCACAUGAAAAAAUUGUUAAUUUGCUAGCCACCUCUGUUGGUGAAAUUUUGAUGAAAACAAUGCCGACUUCCAUGUUUCGUUUGCUUACCGGACAGGAGAAUCCAGUAUACAUCUAAAUUAACAUAUACCGAGGUUCGGAAAGUGCCUACUUGUAGUUGAUAUUGAACUGUCCUUGGGAAUUGUUUUUAGUUUGAUCGUGCUUUCCGCAGAUCAAUAUAUUUUUUAUUGUUAGUAUAAGUUCUACAGACUGAAGACAAUACAAGCAAAGUACUGCGCUUAGCACAAAAAAAAACAUUUUUUGCGCUGAGCUUUCGUGAUAGAUCAUAUCUGUGCUUUGUCGUAUAAAUAACUAUUAGUUCGACUAUAUUUAGAGAAAAUAAUAAUAGCAGAUGAAUGUACCACAUUUUUUUUUGUUGAGAUACGAAUGUUUGUGUGUGAGGGUCUUAAUGUCAUACCGUCUUUCAAUGCCUCAACAUGGAAGCUAGCACUAUUUGCAAGCUUGGCUGUUAAACUAAAUUCAAGAGUGUACAGGGUGUUACAUAAUAUUAGCAGGCAAGUUGAAUGGCAGAUUCAACACGUUGAAAUAAGAAAAAAAGUUAAUGCAAUCAUAGGUUCUGAAAUACUUCGUUUCUGUACAUUUUUCCAUUUCAGCUUAGGAUGUCAAAAUUGUUUUCUAAUGCAUUCAAAGCAUGCGGUACUACUCUCUUGAAGCCAGAUUGAUUUUAUUUAAAAACUGCCAUCUGGAGAUUUUCGCCAUUUAUCAUUUAUCUGUAUGCCGUUAUUAAAAUAUAGUAAUCAGGCUAGUACUUUAUUAACGGACACAAAAAACUCCUGGAGACACUGUUCAAGCAGAAUCAAAAUGGUUUUGAGAAAACGAUGCUUAUUAUGGCAAAAACAAUUGGCGCACAAUUUUUCGCGAAACACAGUUUAAACGAGGAAUUACCAAGUUUCACAUUUUUGACAUGUUGAAUUUGCUCUUAAAAUUCCUCACAACAAUCUACAACACUCUGUGUAUAUGCGUGGUUGCCACAUGCUCUAAUUUUUCCGAACAUUGCGAGAACAUUUGGCAUACAUUCUAGCUCUUGAUUGCAAAUUCCAUAUUUUUUUAACUUGAAUUGCUACUUUCUCGAGGCAUUGAAAGUCACAGUAUACUCCAGAUCGGCAUUUCAGUGCCAGAAUUGCCAUAGAAGGAAAUGUUAAAAUCAAGCUUAUGUGCAUUUCAUAACUUCCAAAAACAAAAUGCUAUAAUUUUGUAUGUUUAGAAGAGAAAUGUAUUAUGGUCAUAUUAGGUAUAAUUAUAGUAGUCAGUGAAAACGAACAAUCUAUGUGCAAUUCUGGAUAUUUUUUAAACAGCAAUGUAGGAUAGAUCUUAAGUACGUAGCAUUAGUGUCAGACGAAUAUAUUUGGCAUUGUGUCUAUGAGAUUAUUAUUAUAUAUUAUAUUACUAUCAUUUGUAAUAUGAGGAUCCAGAAAAUAAUUUUCGAUUCGAUACUUCAAUGAAAAAAUCCACAGGCGGUAAAUUCUCACUUUGAAGGCCUUUUCAUUUCGUACAUCUCUUAUGUAGACCUCUUACCAUUACUUCAUAGUUUUUAGAUAUACGAUAAAACCUGAUUUUUCCGGAUUUAGCUACUUAGAAAAAGGAUCAAUGAUUAUACGCGGCCCUGAACAUAACUCAAACUUCAAGUUGAUUGAACUUAUGGAUUCUUUGCACUUGAACAUUUUAGUACAUAUGCAUCUUAAACCUCGAUUAACAUUUUUCUUUUUUUUUUCUAGUACUUGAAAGUCGGAAGUUCGCAAUUUGACAUUUUAGCCCAAAAUUCGGCCCUGAAAAUAACUCAAAUUUCAAAUUGAUCGCAUCUAUGGAAUUUUUGUAUUCAAAUAGUUUAGUACAUUUGCAUCUUAUAUUUCGAUCAAUAUUUUAUUCUAGUACUCGGCUAGGAAGCAGAAAGUUCGCAAUUUCUACAUUUUUGUCCAAAAUUCGGAUCUGAAAGCAACUCAUAUUUCAAGUUGAUCGAUCUAUAGAAUUUUUGCAUUUGAAGAUUUCAGCACAUAUGCAUCUUAAAUUUUGAUCAACAUUUUUCUUUUUAUUCUAGUACUCGAAAGUCGGAAGUUUGCAAUUUUGACAUUUUUGUCCAAAAUUCGGCCUUCAACAUAUGCAUCUUAAACUUUGAUAUAUUUUUGCGUGUGGUCUCAACACUUUUCUCUUAAAAUCCAUGAUAAAAUGUUGAAAGUUUGAAAUACAUGCGUUGUAAUAUAUUUAAAUACAUAUAUAUGAUCAACUUGAAAAUAUAGUUAUUUUCAGGGACAAAGAUCGCGCAUAUAGACACUAAUCGUUUCUUAUAUCUCUAGAUGUGAAUAAUUUUCAUUGGUUCUCAAGGAUAUGUACUCAAUGACAAAGGAAAUAGAUGACCCAUCCACAUUUUUAUGCUCAUGUUUAAUAUUCUAAGGGCAGAACAUUAUAAAAAAGUACUUAAGAAGAGCUAGUCUACCAAGCGAAUACACGUAUAACAUAUACUCAAUUCCUAAUUGAAACAGGAAAAACCCAAUGGUCUUAUACAUGAAAGAAAAACCUACCACAGGCGUCACAAUUUAUACCGACAGAAAUUAACAUCUCAAUAUUUAUUUUGUUUAGAUAUGUACUAUUUCCAAAUGUUCGUUCUAGAUUUUCGCUUCCUUUGACUAUAAAGGUUUCCAAAAUGCUAUUUAUCAUGCACGAUUUUUAAUAACAAACCGGACUCCAAAAUUUGCAACACUGAACGAUAUGAAAACAUAAUAAGCAAUCGAAAUACUUGUUUUGGUUCUUUCACUUAAUCCGCUGUGUAGUUUAGUUGACUCUACCAUUUUUUCUGGGCCCUGCUUUUAUGUACCAGUUUCCAGGAUGACUUUAGGAUCAUUUUUACUUCCCACGAUUACUGGCGGUGAAGUAUUGUAAUCGCGAAAAAGUUCGAAAGUGAUAUAUGUAUUUUGGAUGUAUACCACGAAAAACUGUCACUCAUUUCCGUCGGUCUGUCCGCUAAUCUUUGAACUGCCUAUCACUUGCAAUGUACCGUUUCAGAGGAUCCUGAUCAUUUUUGAAAAAUUUCUCCGGGGUAAAAAGUUGGGUCGUGGGGGGUUGUAGAGGGGUGGAGGAGGAUGUAUCGCAAUUCUUUGAUGUUAGUAUAUUAAUACACUCUCAAACCCGGUUUUUUUACGUACCAAUUAGACAUGUUUCACACAUCAUAUAUUUCGCCAUUCAUUUGCCCUAAAAACGGAUCGCCUAUGCGGUGUGUCACCGGUUCAAUAAUUUAUUCAUCCGAGCAGGCAAGCAGCGCGGAGACACAGGAGGUGGACGCGAUGUUAUUUAUAUUUAUGAGCGUUAGGCUUGGAAUGUUAUUCUAUGCUGUUAUUUGAUUCCAUGACUUAAUAUAAGUAUUUAGCAAGAGCUAACAGAAUCAGUUAUCAAACAUUGUUGACAGGCAGUUUUACACUAGAGCUGAGGCUCGCGUGUACGGAUACGCUCACUGCUGCAAUCUGAGGAAAAUGUUUGCAUGAAAAUCCCAAACAGUGCGUUUCUAGUUAUGACAAAACCUACGUCUUUCAGAUGUCGUUACACUACAUGAAGAAGCAUGCCAGACGUUUUUUCGAACCCGUGGGAAGUAUAAAGUCAAUCUACUUGACGCCAUUUUGCUCUUAGAAUAUCGAACAUGAAUGCACAUUUUAUACGUUUUAUUUCUCUUUGUCAGUGAUUAUAUUUCCGCUGUAAAAUGCGUGUAUAUAUUUUUUCUGGAAUUGUAGACAUUCCUAGUCUAAUGGUAAAACAUUAUGGCCCCUGCUCAUACUCCUUGAACUGUGAGUCACACUAAACCAAUUUUUCAAUCAUUGUCAGCACACAAAAUUAAUAAAGGUUGUGAGAUAUACACUUAUCUGAAUAUUUUGUAAAUAGUAUUAGUCACCUCAUGCUGUGAUUUGUUUAUACUAGGUGGCGUAAAAUAGAUUAGAAAAAGGUUGUUGUUAGGUGAAACUUUAGCUCAACUUUAUCAUAAAGCUCAUAUUUUAUUGGAUAUCCUGUGGAACUAGUCCCUCCUUUGAUAUAUUUUUCUGAAAUUAGUUACUACAUAUUAUAACCCAUCAUUGUCACAAAAUAUGUGGAGAUAUAAGUAUAUAAUUUUGAAUAUUCCCAAUAUAUAGCAAAUUGAUAUUAGAACCAUUGCCUGAGGAACAUCGACAGGGGAAAUUUUCCGUAGAAAUUAACAUGUUUUUGAAAAUUACUGGUGAAAACGAGCAAUACAAAAAUAAUAAUACCGAUGCAUACGUUUUUGUGGCAAUGGGAAGUUCUCUAGGCGAUAGUCGAGGAAAAAAGAGAACCUGGCAAAAAUUUGAUUAGUAGAAGGUGAUAUACCGGGAGACAGGGGUGAUCAAGUCUCAGGGUUAAGAAAACAUACUCACUCGUUGUCUAUAAAGUGUAUUCAAUUCAUUAUCCCAAGUACAAUCUUAUUUCCUGCUUACACCAUAAUUAAUGCUUAAUUUAAUACUUUAACUUCAUUUCACUCACGUCUCACAAUAUUACAAGGUCUACCAAUAAGUAAUGAUAUUGAUUUUUUAAUUUUUUUAUCCAAAUUUAAUUACAAUUUUAAAACAAGGUUCUUUUGAAGCCACACAGCACUGGAGAGGGUUCUUCCACUCCUCAUAGCAGUGCUGGAACUCCGAUACUGCAAUAGCCUUCAGCUCGUCGGUUACAGCAGUUUGAAUGUUUUCGACUGUCCCAAAAUAACUUACCUUGAGGUGAUUUUUCAACUUCGGGAAGAGAAAAAAUUAUAAGGACUCAAGUCAGUCGAAUAAGGAGGCUGAUGAGCCACAGGAAUAUUUUUUAGUGACCAAAAACUCGUUUAUUGACAUUGCUGUGUGACAAGGAGCAUUAUAGUGUUGUAACAACCAAUUGUCCUUGAUAUUUGGUCUCACACGAAUGGCCCUUUUUCGGAGUUUUUCAAGAACUACCCAGUAAAAGUGUUGAUUGGCCGUUUUUCAUUGUGGACGAUUCCGUGGAUAUCGAAAAAACAAAUCAGCAUGCUUUCAAUCUUCGACUUCGACUUUAUUGCUCAUCACCAGUAGUGACACGUUUCAGAAAAUCUGGGUCAUGUUCAAUCGAAUCCAAUAAGUCAAGGCACUCUUCCUCCCGGUGUCCUUUUGGUCUUGCUAAAGGUUUUUUGGAACCAUUUUUGCGCAGAUUUUUCUAGUCCGACUUUAUUGCUCGUCACCAGUAGUGACCAGUAGCGACACGUUUCAGAAAAUCUGGGUCAUGUUCAAUCGAAUCCAAUAAGUCAAGGCACUCUUCCUCCUGGUGUCCUUUUGGUCUUGCUAAAGGUUUUUUGGAACCAUUUUUGCGCAGAUUUUUCUAGUCCCCAAUUCACUGGUCAAAACCUGAUGAAGUGGUAAGAGUCAAACUUGAACUCUUCCCCGGUCACUCUGACUGCCAAUCGACGAUCUGAACGUACAAGUCGGCCUUCUGCUUCGUGGUUCAUCUUCAGUCGGCUCUCUACCUUCUGAAAAUGCUUGGCUCUUCACAAAACACUAAACUUGUUCCUGGCUCCUUAUCUCGGCUCGUACAACUUUUCCAACUUUGUUUUCAUUCGUCGGUAGACAUAUAUUAAUAGCGCAAUGGCUAAUAGAAUGGCAAUUAUUAUUGUUUUUGAUUCAUGAGUAGUUUUAUCCUAUGAAUAAAAAAUGGGAUUUCUAGUAUCCAACAAUUUUUACGGUCUGAAUGAUUCCCAGGCAAAAUGGUCCAAAUAUUUCUUCAUAUAAAGGGUGUUCCAGAAUAAGAUAUUAAUCUCUGGUAUACAUAACAGAAAAAAUAAUGCCACAAUUUUCUGGAAAAAAUGACCACUGGGGCUGCCAGACAGGGAUAUAGGCCCCUGAAGGACGCUAUAUAAAUCGGUUUCCUCAAAUACGAUACUGUACAAUUCAAAGAAAUUUUGACAGCUUCGUAACUAGUGGGGGAUUCACAUGAUGGCGUUCUAAAAUCACAUUCAAAUUUAUUUGACCCAGUUUGCGGUAAUUUUAAUAUUUAAUAUUCACAACCAUAAUAUACAUAUUUGCCACCUGUAGUAACCAAGUGAUAAAAUUUAGUUGACGAUAGGGUCGUGUUAUUGUUUGGGAGAUCUCAGAGUAUGAUUAAAUGCUCAUAAAAUUUGGGGAAAGCCUACUGGCACGCCUUUGACGUCUGUCGUCUCCCUCUAAAUGGGCAUAGAACAGGGAGAGGCGUCUGAGGCCAUUUUUUGCGGUUUUUCAAGAUUUUUUCGCUUAUAAUUAAAAAUGUCAAAAUGUCCUUUUGCAGUGUGAUAGGAAACCCAUAAUCACAUGUUUUCACCCAGUCAAUUGCAACAUAAAAAAAACAGUGUCGCAAUUAGUCGAACCAACUUUUACAAAAAAUAACUUUUUUAAAAAAUGUAUCGACCUAAAUGUUGUGGAAUUGAUCCCGAAUACAAAAUAUAGUCAUGUAGCGCUGAUUCAUUUUGAAAAGUAAGAUUGGCAAAAUCUAAGACAAAAAUUUUGAAAUAUACUCGGAACUAUGACCGAAAGCUGUAGUACCGCAUCAUUCUUGUACAUGCAAGCCCAUCACAUCAUCAGAAAAUAGAUAUUGCUUAGGCUAUAAUGACUUUAUAAAACGUGGUGUACCAUCACUGUAUCAACGGCUGAAUGAUAACAUUUUUAAUGCUGAACAAAUGUACCCUUGUUUGAAAUCGAUAAAAUGGAUCGUUUCUGAGAAAAAAAACAUUCUAGUUCCAAUACAGUUCCAUUUAGUUUUUCAUUGGAAUUAGUAUAACUCCUGAAACUCAUCUUGUGGUAUUCAUGUUCAUAUAGGACACCAUAAAAUAGAGUCCUAUGGAAUGAGUUUAUUGGUUACGCCAGAUUUAAGUCAUACUUUUGCGUAAUAGCAGUGGAUAGGAUAGGAUAGGAACAGUAUUGAAGCAAAACUGAGGGAUUAUCGUUAUGUAAACCACAUGAUAAGCUUCAGAUCUUACAUUAAAACCUUGUUGUCAAAAUUGGCUCAUUUUAUCGUAAUCAAACAAGAAUAAGUUUUUCAGCUAAAACAUUAGGAUUUUCAAAAAUGUUAUCCUAGCGAUCUACGAGCGCGGUCCGAUAAUUACCUAGCCUACAAAAGAAAAACGAAAAUUUGGGAGAAGUGGCGAUUUAUUUCUUAACAUAGUCUCCUUUUAGCUCGAUGCACUUGACCCAGUUAUGCUCCAACUUCUUCAAUCCGUCUGUAAAAUACGUUUUCUGGAGGUCUACAAAGUAGGCCUCCGUGGCGACGAUAAUCUUCUCAUUCGACUCAAAUCUCUGCCCGGCGGUGGAUGAGGCAGCAGUUCGUAGCCUGAUUCGACCAAUUUGGCCGUGACAACGGCGGAGGUGUGAGCCGCUGCGUUGUCAUGGUGGAAGAGCACUUUUUUCUUCUCCAAAUGGGACAGGUUUUUCUGCGAUCCAGUAUCGAAUUAUUGCAAUAAUUCCGCAUAGAAGAGCCCUAAGACCGUUUUGCCAUUCUCCCGGUGGUCGAUGUAGAUCACACUUUGUGACUCCCAGAAAACGGUGGCCAUACCUUUUCGGCCGAUAGGACAGUCUUCGCCUUCUUGGGAGCACGUUCUUCGAGUGAAGUACAGUGUUUCGAGUGUUCCUUGGUCUGUGAUGUGUACCAGUGGAUCCAUGUUUCGUCGAUGGUCACGAAACGACGCAGUAUCUUAUCGGAUUGCGCUUAAACACCUUCAAACACUGCUGUGAAUGGGUUUCAUGGUUGCGCUUGUUGUCCGGAGUGAGCAAACGCGGCACCUAUCGCACAUUCAGCUUUCUCAUGGCCAAUAUUUCAUGCAGGAUAUGACCCACGCGGUCUUUUGAGAUGUCUACUGUCUCGGCUAUCUCGCGCACCUUCAAUCGGCGGUCUGCCAAUACGAGAAAGUGGAUUUGGAGGCACCUGGUCGUGGCUCGUCAAAAACCCACGUACGAUCACGUUGAAACUCGUUAGAUCUAUUUUUGACGGUCGCCAUCGAAGGAGAAGAGUUUACCGUACAUAGCAAUCCAAUUGCAAAAGCAAGAAUCGAAUUACCGACCGGUAUUGCUCUUUUUCCAUAUUUCUAAAAUCUGCGGACACGCCCGCUUCCACAUGCUGUCAAAACAAAACCACGACUCCGAUUCGACAUGACACGACAAUAAAUUUCUCUUGCGAUAGUGGCGCUAUCGGGCGGUUAGGCUAAGUACUUAUCGGACCACCCUGGUAAAUGAGUUUAUUGUUUUCCAUGUACACCACACAACAACGAUCACAAAAUUUUGAAUUAUGUUGUCGUUUGUUAAAAAAAAAACGCUUUUCAGUAGCGUCCUUUAGGGGUCUGUAUCUCCGUAGCGGAGCGCUGUUGGACAAUUUUUAUCAGAACUUAUAAUAGCAUAAUUUUUUUGUGUUCUGUAUGUAUAUAGAGAUUAAUAUGUUAUUAUGAGUACAUUUUAAGCAUGAACGAGUUUUACUUUACCUGUCUGUGAAAAAUGUAUCUGAUACUGAAUCAAAUUCGUCCAUAUUCAGCUCAAAAUAAUGGUUGUAGCUUGUAUUCUAAUAUAUGCUGAGUAAAUUGUCUCUUCUCUAUUCUAGAUCACUGCGAUUAUAAUAUACAGAGUUUUUCUACUUGCUUUAAUUCUCUUAUAGUUCUGAUCUGCUACUCUGUUUUUAUGUAUAUUUUUUGUUGUGUUAUAAGCAAAAUUGAAAUAUAAGAGCUGAACAUAUCAAAUAUGCAGUGCUUAUCUUUAAUAGUGAGAAAUAUGCAAUCAUUUUUACUCUAGUGAUUCACGUUAGUUAGUGAUACCAACAUACGUACGAGACGGCCAUUUUAUUCAGCAUAUCUUUCUAAAGACUAUACUAUAUGCCCUUACAGCACAACCGUCAUAUUUUUAAAAUGUGUAGCUCAAAACGAUACAUUGAAAUAAUCAUUUUCUGGAUUCUCACAAUACAUGCACUAUAUUUUGAGAAAUAUUGCAAGUGACAGCAAGUUUUUCUGUAUUUGCAAUCUACUAGCAGGCAUACUCCUAAACAUAAUAUACUAAACAAUACAUUCUCAAGGUCAUUGAAACUCAACAGUUACUGCAUAGUGUAAUAUGUUGAAUGCAUAGUCGCUGAAGCCUAUUUAAAAAAUGUCGAAACCAGCCAAUUUAAAAAAAAUCCUUAUUUUAUUGCACAUUCAGAGAGGUCGCUUAUAUAUAAGAUUGGCAUUAUAUUUUGAUUAACUUAUAGAAUCCAUAGACAAAAAUAAAAUAAAGUACUGAUAUUUUGGAGGAACUUUCUAAAAGCACUGUAAAUGAGAACCAAAAUGGCUCGACCUCUGCAUUUCUUGAAGCAAAUAGUAAAAUAAGGAAACCUUGAAGUUGACGACUCUGCAAAGAAUCAAGAAUACAUGAUAUUGAAUAAGCCGACCUUCUUUCUUGAAUAAAAUAUUUGAUAACUCUCCUGUCAAGGUCGUCAAGGCAAAUUAGGCGCACAAUAAAGGGCCAUCAAGUAAAGAACGACUGUGCAUUCAGCCCUAAGUGUUCUCAAAGUUCAUAUUUUUAUUUUAAUAUUGGCUGUAAGCUUGCAAAAUAUGUCAAACUAUGGACAGACAUUCUAUAUCUUAUAUCGGACAACAUUCCUCACAAAAAAAACUGUGCGUGUAUGCAUCAGUAACAUCACAUAUUGAUCCAAAACGACUGCAUUAUAUUAUAUUUAUUUGUUGGGGAUGUGAAUGUACAACAUACCAAAGACUGUUGGUUGGCUUAAAAUAGUAAAACAUUACAUCUCAUAAACCCCAGAACAAAAACUACAAUACUCUGGGUGAUGCAAUAUUAUACCUACUUACUUUCGAAGAAUUCAUAGAAUUAAAUAGCUAAAAGGACCUUCAAAGGUUCAAUAAGCAUAGACUUCUACAAAGCUUUGAAAUAUUCGCUAAAAGCUUACAUCUAGACAUCACGUACAGUCGGCUAAAAGCAAAAGUAAGGUUAAAAAUUGCCUCAAAAAACUACGUUUAAAAUACUCAUUAGGGACGGGAGGGAGAGGUUUGAAAAUGGUAAUUUUCCGAUGUUUCAAAUAUUAAAUCAUUGGGACAAUUGAUUUGAGAGAAAUAACCUUUUUAGCGAUGAUUUAUUGCUUUGCGAAUCUUCACUAUCUACAUUAUUUCAAGUGAUCGUAAGCUUCCUCAAUCAAAAUAAUGUAACUGAUCGAACCCUAAAAAUCAUACCUUGCCUUGAAUGAACACAAUUGUAUCAAAUCGUUAAUAUGAAUGUUGUAAUUUUGCAUCACCUUUUCUGAGCCUUUGAACAGAUAUAUCUGACAUUAUUUCACUCCAAAACUCUGGAAAUUGUUUUCAUUAUUUGGGAUAAAGGCUUAAGUAUGGAUUACUGUCUAAAAUAUUUUAACGGCAUUUAGGAUAAUACCCACAGUGUUAUAAGGUAUGUUAAUAUUUAUAUAUCAUUUCUUGUCGCCUUAAUAUACAGGUAGUUUGGAGAAGGGAAAAAUUAUGCACUUGUAUGUAUAUCAGUCGGUAUAUAAGACUGUCACUAUCUGCAUCAUACUAGGACUGCUGAAUACAAAAUACUUGCAAAUAGUAAACGCAAUGAGGGAUGUGAAAAGAGAAGCUCUGGUAUCCAAAGAGUUCUAAUUCUACGCAAACCUCCUUUCUAUUUCGAAAAAAAAGUGAUCACAGAAAAAAGAGUGCUUUGGUAAAGAGUAACUAUCUCGUUGAGGUCGAUUUCUCAAUUGUAAGAGUUUUAUUUCUUUGAGACAAUGAAAUUACCUCAUUUCAAGUACCUGUGAUCUCAAAUCAUUGUCAUAAUUUCAUAGGAAUUCAUGCUAUUUAGUCCCCUUUUUUGUGUGAUUUGUCAUAUCAAUUUCUAGCUUCACUUUUAUUAGGUGUAUUUCAUGGGAGUAUGGAAAAAAUUUAGUACAAACGACUAGCAUAUCGCGUGAGAUUAAAUCCAAAUGUUUCCAUUGAUCAUUAAGAUAUGCUAAUACGUUUAUAAUAACAACCUGUAUAUUAAGUUGACAAGUUUCUAUUAUACCACAAAGCGCUGACCCAAAAAUUAAAGCAGCAAUCAAGCUACUGUUAGCUAAAUUUGUAUAUCACCCAGUGCAAUACGAAACUCAAAAUGUAUAAAUUACAACAAUGGCUCAUCACUGUAUGUUUUGUUUGAGAAACUUUGAAAAUUGUUAGUUCAACACGCAUUAAAAGAGACGAAAACUACACAUUCGUGGAAUAAUCUUUCCUACUCGAUUUUUUUUUCUAAUAACGUUUGUUGGAAAACAAGAGGUUGCGGGUAGGUAACCGAGUUAAAAGUGUCAACAAUUUUUUAAAACGAACUACAGAUAAUUGUUUUUCUCGUUUCGAAUUACAUGUUUUAGAUCAUUCUGAACAUACACGGUCCUUAAAUAGAGUUGAACCUUUUCGAGUUACAAACGUUUCAUAGUCUGAAAAUUUGUUCGCAAAAAUUGUGUAAACUUUGCAUCGGGUUACCUCUUGAUUCGUUUCAAGAGCCAUCCAACAUAUGUGGUUAUGAAAAAAGAUCGAAUAGGAAAGUUUCUCCCACGAAUGUGAGGUUUUCGCCUUGUCUAUACGAAAUUUCGUAUUGCAUAACACGAGGAAUGAAUCUCAUAUUGUCAGCAAACAGAUUUUUGUUGUUUAAUGUACAUUGGCAGUUUUUGUAAUGAAAUAUUUAGAACUAGGUUGCGACACGCUAAUAUGCCUUAAAAACUACAGUUACCCUGAACAAUGGAAACUACAACUAUUUUGAAUGGUAUUUUGCUUUAGACCUAGUUCUUGCUGCCGGAAUACAUGAUAUUCCAGAAUGUCUGGUUAGUCCUUUAUUGCCAUAGGUAUUUUUUGUGGAUAGAAGUUGAUAGCAUUCACGCUGCAUAUAACCUUUUCUGUUUCUGCGAUAAAAUUUUGUAUAAUCAUGCUUCAAAAUACUUUGAAAUUCCAGUGCCUGUCUCCUGAAAUAUUUCAUAAAACACUAUACCAAGUAACAACCACCCAUGAACACGUAAAUUGAUAUCCAUAUCGCUACACUUAGAAAUAUUGCUCUCUUAUAAAGGUGUCCUGAAAGUUGGGACUUUCCUUUUUAGAGUAAACUACGUUUUCAUACCAAAGCUGAUUUGCGGUAAAGAACACCGAAAACGUAAAAAAAAUUGAAAAAUAUUCACUAUUAAUUUGGCAAGGAAUGUCAAGUACCACCCUGUCAGACACACACUCACACACACAAACACUGCUCGAAGUUGUCGCUGUUCGAUUCAAAAACACUAAUUUGUUCACCCCUUCCUAAUCUCCCUUUGGAUUAUGUACAUCGCACUCAGGUCACAAGACUGUUUUUGGUUUUUUACUGAAAACGCUUCAUUAAAGAUAUAAUUGUAUUCUGAGUAUACAUGUCCUUAGUGAAUACAUUACAUACUUCCCCUUCAAAUAAUACUGCGUGAUCGACGUGCAUUGCGUAAACAAACAAGUCCGGGACAUUCAAGUGUUUUCGACAAACGUGCAAGUGAGAUAAUCUUUCUCAUUGGUCGACGAAUAGCAAUACAAACUAACAGGUCUAAUUUGUAUACGUCUCCUACAAAAAAAAGCUAAUGGCAUGACUCAUUUCCUCGAACAUUCCUUUUUGCAGACGUUGACAGAAUAUAUAUCAGCCUCUCAGAGAGAGGUCUGUGAUUGAUCCAACAGAUAGCUAAUACGAUUACCGUUAUCAGCACCCGGCCAAUGGUAUUGAGCAAAGCAAAAACGUUGCAUUCAUGUAAGAAAUUUUUCGUUUUGAUUGUUGUUUCAUGAUGACAUUUGUUGGCAGGGCGUACCCAGCACAAAACGGAAGAAGGGCACCUUGAAAAAAAUUUUGGUGGACGUUCCACACAUCAGAUCUACUUAACUAUGCUUGAUAUUUUUCUUUCUAUUUGCAUUUCAUGGUUUUAUCCAUUUAAAUAGUCUUUCACAACAAUUUGAUAAAUCCUAUGGAUAUGGAAAACUACCAGGAUUACUUUUUUGAAACAUUCAAGCAAAUAUUGCACGAGAUGCUUUGUUAAGUAAUAAUUCAAUUGUUUGCAAUACUUGAAAGCAACACUUGAUACAAUAUAUGACAAAUUUUUGCUAUACUGCAAAUUUUAUAUACCUUUUGUCUGAGCUUACAUAUCCUUUGAAAUUCAAAGAGGGUGCUCAUUUUUUCAGACAAGCCAAUAGGCCAGGAAGUACCGUAAUCGCGAAAAACUGGGAGAAUACUUUUCAGAUAUAACAUAGCAGGUACAUUUUUGUGGCGUUGGUCAGGUAAUUCUCUAUUACAGACAGAAAAAUAUUUAUAGUUUUUGUUCAUCGUACCUGAUACGAUAUAUUAACCGUCAAAAAAAUAAUCAUCGAUUCUUCCAUAACUUGGAAAAUAUCAAUGGAUUUUGAUGAAAUUUUGAAAGGCCUGUCUAAUUUUAACGCAAUAAAAAAAAUUUUUAGAGGACACAAAAUUCAGAAAGAAAAACUUUGUCGAUAUAUGUUAAGACGUACUCAAAAGUUUGUUUGAAGGAUUGAAAGAUUUUGAAAUCAAGCAGAACUCGUUUUUCAAAUUCAAAUGUCAAUCGGAAAGUUCUUCAGAUAUUGUACGGAAACUUCUUGCCACAUCAGUGAUGGAACCAGUUCCUCAUUUUCAUCUGAGCAGUCAGGUUGAAAUUGAUGAAUAACCGCUUGUAUGGUGUCCAAAAUUGAAUCAUUUUGAUUUACUUUCUGAGAAGACGGUCAGUUUUGGUAAGAAACUGCCUAUUAGAACCUUUUCUGCCAACAUCAGAAGAUGCUAUUGGAUGAUACAUUGUUUUUUCUUUUUCACUAAUGGCUCGUUACUGCCUUUCGAGCUAUACGAAGAAGAUUAAUGCCAACUAUCAGGUUCAUAUUCUUCUGAUGAGGCCUCAAAGGAAUCGGCCUCUUCAUUGGAAAGCAUCUCAUCUAUUAGCUUUUGCAGACGUUGCUGCUCUUUCUCAUAGCUACCCAUUAUCUUAAGAAAAAGCAUAAAAUUAAUUCUUGUGAUGAAAUGUUACCAGAAAAUCUUACCUUGGUUGAUAAAAAUCGCAAAUACUCAAAUAUUAUACCACCCAAAUGAUCAACUCCUUACUGUAUCGCUAACCGUUGACAUAAUGAAGAAUAAACACGUGGUUAUGUUUUGCAUCACGCAUGAUUCAUGCGGCUUUCUAUGCAAAUUUGAUGGACCAGGCCCCGUGAGACACACUUGAUUCACGUUCAAAAAUACAAUUUUUGACCGGUAUUGGCGAGUAAUAAAUAUCUUGUCAACAGUUCUAUGAAUUUGGAAGUAUAAUAAACAAUUUUUAGCUUGUGGCCCAGAGGGCUCAAAUUUUUUUGUAUUGUGGCAGUUAACGUGUUGAAAAUCAUUAUUUUUGUGGGUGGCAAACAUUCCCUUCAAGACCCAGAAUAUUAUUUUAGGCUUGCUAACUUACUUACUUACAGUCUGUGCUAUGCAUCGUAAAGGCUAUCUACUGUAUCAAAAAAACACGAUGAUUUAAUAUGUCGUUAGCUCUUGAGGAAUUUGUGGUACUCAAAUUAAUUUAAAUAUCAAAAUCUGUUGGAUUUAUGACAAUAGCUGACCAAAACUUUCUGAAACACCCUGUAUAGAUUUUUUGUUUUUGCUCGCCGUGAGAAAUUGAAUAUAUCACCACGUCACUGACAUUCUGUGGCGUUAAGCUCUUUUCUCAAAUUAGAUUUUGUAAUCAGGCUGACAAGUUUGAAGGAAUUUUGGUUGUAUCAUAGAUUUGUUCGAUAACGAAAAACUAUCUUUCAGCAAGAAUUCCAUCUUUUUUAAGCAAUUUUUUUUAUAAAAUUGCGAGAAUUGAAUGUGGAUCCCUGUCUAAGUUGGGUCUGUACAAUGUAGAGAUAGUCUUGAAAAUAAAUGACUCAAGUUACUUUGUUGAUAGGAAUAAACUUGGUAUCCAGAUGUAAAUGUGUUUGAAAUUAGUUUUUCUAAAAUCAACAAAUCUGUUCAUAUUGCAGGCGUUAGACGCGGAUUUCAAUUUCUUGGAUCUAAGGCUUACUGAAUUGAAUGUAUUUAUAUGUGUGUAGUAUAUUCCAAAAGUUGACCAAAACUAAACCUGUUUAGAGAUAAAGCACUAGCCUGGAAAGAAUAUGUAAUUUCAUUUUACAAAGGUGUGAUAUUUAUUUGAUUUUCUACCUAAGGGUUAUUAAACUUUUUUAAGGACAUGGUGUAACAGUAAGACUUCAUAUUACGAUACGUUCAAUGUGCCAGCAUCUACUAAGGUCAGAAGUUUUAGGUUUAGAGUCCCAAGAAAUACACGUUUUCAUUCUAUAAAUUAGAAUUUCGCUGUGGUCGCCAGCAAGCCAGAUGGCUGGAGAGAUCGUAUUUGCAAAAAUACUUCAACAGUUGCGAUUAGGUUUUAGAUAAUAUUUAGGUACACUCCAAUUCUAAAGAACAAACUUUAUUCAUUAACAAAAACGGUAACGUUAUUGAGUAGCUCCGUGGUAACGUAAUACUAGUGAUACUUUUUAGUUUAUAUGUUAUGCAAAAUUACACCAAAAAUCUUAUAUUUGAAUGCCAAUAGACAAGCUAUGUUUUAUUUCUCCGUUAUCAAAUUUUGAUAUAAAGUGAAUUUGAGUUUAUUGGGAUAGAUAUAGCUUCUAGGCAAGUUUUGCAAUUUAUGAAAUCGCAAUCUGACAUUUGAUACAGAACUUUAAAUUCAUAAAGGCGAUUAGGGAUUUAAAAUGUGUGUACUAUGGAGUCUUAGUUUUAAAAAGAAGUCUCGAAUACCUGUUCUAGGAAAAACUGAUGAAAUGUCUAUCCACAGAAUAUGCAUUUGCUAGAUUUACAUGUAUAAAAUAUUGAUGUUUUACGUAAACUGUGAAACCUUUAUCAAACUGACUUUCUUAGAAAAUAUUAACAAAUGAUAAAAUAUGAUGAAAACAUUAAUAAAUGAUAAAAUAUGAAUUUUCUGCGUAGAUAUCAACAGUAGUUUUUGUUGUUUAAAACUGUUAUCAGUUAUAUAUACGAUUAUUCUCAUCCACUGACAUACCUCUAUUUUCUUGUGUGAAUGAUAAAACAUGAUGCUGACUUCCGCCUAUUGUUUUUUCAACAGUUUUUCCAUAGACUAUAAUACUCCUGAUUACUUUUAUUGCCUGUCUGAUGGUUGGUUGAUCCUGUCCAUAUUUCGCAUAAAAUUUUACCAUGCGAUUUUCUUUUUGUGGAAAGUUGUGUAAAACUGAAUUGAAUACAAGUCGGUCUACAUGAUUAUUUUCCAUUUCACUUACCUGAACGGAGCAAUCUAAUCUUGAUGGCGCUUAUUUAUAUUCUAUAUCCCACCCCUGUUAUAUUAGCUGCUCAUUUUUGUGUAAAUAAUACAAAAUAUAAGUAUAAUAUUCAC
This is a messenger RNA of Acanthoscelides obtectus, 20653 nucleotides long. The record is from the annotation of a GenBank genome assembly. NCBI's taxonomy places the organism in Eukaryota, Metazoa, Arthropoda, Insecta, Coleoptera, Chrysomelidae.